AUGACGUCUGCGAUGAAGAACGAGCUACUGAAUUUCAGACAGAGCGGCACUUACCAAGGCUAUGUGGCCAAGUUUCAGGAGAAACUACGACUGGUGCCAAUGGACCCUGCUUUUGCAAAAGAACUUUUCCUCAAGGGUCUAAGCAACAACAACCUUCGCAAGCAAAUCCUGCAGAAGAAGCCCAUGACACUGGAAGAUGUGAUUAGCGAAGGCUUCAAUGAGGUUGAGCUGGAGCGUAUGGACGAAACCGAAAAGAAGACGAAAUGCUCUCAUUGCCAGCGUGGAUACCACAAUGAAGAUGACUGCUGGGCUGCGAACUCUGCCAAGACUGACUACAAAGCCAAAUACUACGCUCUUAUCGACAAGCUCAUUGUAGACGACGAGGACACGUCCACGUCGCCUUUAAACGAGUAA
Phytophthora infestans T30-4 is the source of this 414-nucleotide messenger RNA. RefSeq lists its product as uncharacterized. The transcript has 5 exons. The record is from RefSeq and is a predicted model, not a curated record. Bases 1 to 414 code for a protein of 137 amino acids. NCBI's taxonomy places the organism in Eukaryota, Oomycota, Peronosporomycetes, Peronosporales, Peronosporaceae.